AGGAAGUGGCCAGGCCGAGGCCGCCCCGCCCCCGGCCUGCGCGCAUCACCUGCUGGCCCGGCGCGCGUGGGCGGGAGAGGGCGCCAGGGGGAGCGCGCGGGCGGCGGGCGCGGGGGUCGCGGGAGGUGAGCCGCCGAGGAUGGCGGCGCGGGGCCGCAGGCCGCCGCCGCUGCGGGCGCUCUGGCUGCUGCUGGUGCUGGGCCCCGCCGCCCAGGCGGCCAAGCUCAACAUCCCCAAGGUGCUGCUGCCCUUCACGCGGGCCACGCGCGUGAACUUCACGCUGGAAGCGUCGGAGGGCUGCUACCGCUGGUCAUCCACCCGGCCGGAAGUGGCCAGCAUCGAGCCGCUGGGCCCCGGCGAGCAGCAGUGUUCCCAGCGGGCAGUGGUGCAGGCCCGCCUAACCCAGCCCGCCCGCCUGACCAGCAUCAUCUUCGCGGAGGACAUCACCACGGGCCAGGUGCUGCGCUGUGACGCCAUCGUGGACCUGAUCCACGGGAUCCAGAUCGUCUCCACCACCCGUGAGCUCUACCUCGAAGACUCCCCGCUGGAGCUGAAGAUCCAGGCUUUGGACUCGGAAGGGAACACCUUCAGCACCCUGGCCGGCCUGGUCUUCGACUGGACGAUCGUGAAGGACACAGAGGCAGAUGGGUUCUCAGACUCCCACAAUGCACUGCGGAUCCUCACGUUCCUGGAGUCCACCUACAUCCCCCCUUCCUACAUCUCGGAGAUGGAGAAGGCGGCCAAGCAGGGGGACACCAUCCUGGUGUCCGGGAUGAAGACCGGGAGCUCCAAGCUGAAGGCUCGCAUCCAGGAGGCCGUCUACAGGAACGUGCGUCCUGCGGAGGUCAGGCUGCUGAUCCUGGAGAACGUGCUCCUGAACCCGGCGUACAGCGUCUACCUGUUGGUGGGCACCUCCCUCCGCUACAAGGUGCAGAAGAUCCGGCAGGGCAAGAUCACAGAACUCUCCAUGCCUUCCGACCAGUACAAGCUGCAGCUUCAGGACUGCGUCCCGGGCCCCGGAGGAGACCCGGGGCGGCCCGUGGCCGUCCUGGCGCAGGACACGUCCCGGGUCACCGCAGUGCAGCUGGGACAGAGCAGCCUGGUCCUGGACCACCGGAGCAUCCGUAUGCAGGGCGCGUCUCGGUUACCCAACAGCACCGUCUACGUGGUCGAACCCGGAUACCUGGGGUUCACAGUCCACCCUGGUGACAGGUGGGUACUGGAGACUGGCCGCCUGUAUGACGUCACCAUUGAAGUGAUGGACAAGUCCAGCAACAAGGUCUACCUGUCUGACAACCUCCGCAUUGAAGCCGGGUUUCCGCCUGAGUUUUUCGAGGUUCUCUCGUCUUCCCAGAACGGGUCUUACCACCGUGUCAGGCCGACACAGCGGGGCCAGACCACCAUCAACGCGACCCUCACCUCUGUGGUGGACCAGGACGGAGGGGUCCAUCUGCUCCCAGUGCCCGUGUGGAACCAGCAGGAGGUGGACAUUCAUACCCCCAUCACUCUCCAUCCCAGCAUCUUGACGUUUCCAUGGCAACCGAAGACGGGCGCCUAUCAGUACACCAUUAAGGCCCACGGGGGCAGCGGGAACUUCAGCUGGUCCUCCUCUAGCUAUAUGGUCGCCACGGUGACCGUCAAGGGAGUGAUGACCACGGGCAGCGACACGGGACUCAGCGUGAUCCAGGCUCAUGACGUCCAGAACCCGCUGCACUUCGGCGAGAUGAAGGUGUACGUGAUCGAGCCCAGCAGCAUGGAGUUCGCCCCAUGCCGGGUGGAGGCGCGAGUGGGCCAGACCCUGGAGCUGCCCCUGAGGAUCAACGGCCUCAUGCCCGGCGGGGACAGCAAGGCGGUCACCCUGAGCGACUGCUCGCACUUCGACUUGGCGGUGGAGGUGGAGAACCAGGGCGUGUUCCAGCCCCUUCCAGGGUGGCUGCCCCCAGGCUCGGAGCACUGCAGCGGCGUCCAGGUGAGAGCUGAGGCCCAGGGCUCCACCACGCUCCUGGUGAGCUACACGCACGGCCACGUCCACCUGAGCGCCAGGAUCACCAUCGCUGCCUACCUGCCCCUCAGGGCUGUGGAUCCCUCCUCGGUGGCCGUGGUCACCCUGGGCUCCUCGAAGGAGAUGUGGUUCGAAGGAGGCCCCCGACCCUGGGUCCUCGAGCCUUCCAAGUUCUUCCGGAACAUCACCUCCGAGGACGCGGACAGUAUCAGUCUGGCGCUCUUGGGGCCCCCUGCCUCCCGGAAUUACCAGCAGCACAGGAUCCUGGUGACCUGCCGGGCCCUGGGCGAGCAGGUCAUCGCGCUGUCCGUGGGGAACCAGCCCAGCCUCACCAACCCCUUCCCUGCCGUGGAGCCCGCCGUGGUGAAGUUCGUCUGUGCCCCGCCGUCCAGGUUCAGCCUCACGCCCGUCUACGCCAGCCCCCAGCUGGACCUGUCCUGUCCGCUGCUGCAGCAGAGCAAGCAGGUGGUGCCGGUCUCCAGCCACCGCAACCCGCUACUGGACCUGGCCGCCUACGACCAGCAGGGCCGCCGCUUCGACAACUUCAGCUCCCUGAGCGUCCAGUGGGAGUCCACCCGGCCCGCGCUGGCCAGCAUCGAGCUGGACCUGCCCAUGCAGCUGGUGUCCCGGGAUGAUGGGGGUGGCCAGAGGAAGUUCCACGGUCUGCAGACCGUUGCCGUCCACGAGGCGUCGGGGACCACGGCCAUCUCUGCCACGGUGACCGGCUAUCAGCAGUCCCACCUCAGCGCAGCCAGAGUGAAGCCCCUGUGUCCCGCCUCCAUCGAGCUCAUCCUGGUGGAGGACGUGAGCGUGAGUCCAGAAGUGGCGACCAUCUACAACCACCCUGCCGUCCAGGCGGAACUCCACGUCAGGGACGGCUCCGGCUACUUCUUCCUCAACACGAGCAGCGCAGACGUGGCCCGGGUGGUCUACCAGGAGGCCAGGGGCGUCGCCACGGUGCACCCUUUGUUCCCGGGCUCGGCCACCGUCAUGAUCCACGACCUGUGCCUGGCCUUCCUGGCCCCCGCGAAGGCUGUCGUUCACGUCUCGGACGUCCACGAGGUCUACGUCCGCGUGGUGGACAAGGUGGAGAUCGGGAAGACGGUCAAGGCCUACGUCCGGGUGCUGGACUUUUACAAGAAGCCUUUCCUGGCCAAGUACUUCGCCUUCAUGGACCUCCAGCUCCGGGCAGCCUCCCAGAUCAUCACGUUGGUGGCCCUGGAUGAAGCCCUGGACGGCUACACCGCUGCGUUCCUCGUGCACGGCGUGGCCAUUGGCCAGACCAGCCUGACCGCCAGUGUGACGGCUCACGCCGGACAGAGGAUCAGCUCGGCCCCGCAGCAGAUUGAGGUCUUCCCUCCGUUCCGGUUGAUACCCAGGAAGGUGACGCUCAUCAUUGGGGCGGUGAUGCAGGUCACCUCCGAGGGCGGCCCCCAGCCGCAGUCCCACAUCCUCUUCUCCAUCAGCAACGAGAGCGUGGCGGCUGUGAGCAGCGCCGGGCUGGUGCGCGGCCUGGCCGUGGGCAACGGCACCGUGUCCGGCGUGGUGCAGGCGGCGGACGCGGAGACCGGCAAGGUCGUCGUGGUCUCCCAGGAUCUCGUGGAGGUGGAGGUGCUGCAGCUCCGGGCAGUGAGGAUCCGCGCGCCCAUCACACGGAUGAGGACGGGCACCCAGAUGCCUGUCUACGUCACCGGGAUCACCAACAGCCAGAGCCCGUUCUCCUUUGCAAAUGCCGUGCCGGGCCUGAGCUUCCACUGGUCUGUCACCAAGAGGGACAUCCUGGAUCUCCGGGGACGGCACCACGAGGCGUCCAUCCGCCUCCCCGCGCAGUACAGCUUCGCCAUGAGCGUGCACGGCCGGGCCAGGGGCCGCACCGGGCUGAGGGUGGUGGUCAAGGCCCUGGACCCCGCAGCGGGGCAGCUGUAUGGCCACGGCAGGGAGCUCUCCGACGAGAUCCAGAUCCAGGUCUUCGAGAAGUUGCGGCUGCUGAGCCCCGAAAUAGAAGCAGAACAAAUACUAAUGUCACCCAACUCGUUUAUAAAGCUGCAGACAAACAGGGACGGUGCCGCCGCGCUUUGCUACCGCGUCCUGGAGGGGCCCGAGAAGGUUCCCGUCGUGCACGCUGACGAGAAGGGCUUCCUGGUGUCCGGCUCCGCGAUCGGGACCUCGACCGUCGAAGUGACCGCCCAGGAGCCUUUUGGGGCCAACCAGACCGUCGUCCUUGCUGUGAAGGUGGCUCCCAUCGCUUACCUGAGGAUUUCCAUGAGCCCCGCCCUGCACACCCAGAACCAGGAGGCCCUGGCGGCCCUGCCUUUGGGGAUGACCGCGACCUUCACCGUCCACUUCCACGACAGCUCCGGGGACGUCUUCCACGCCCACAGUUUGGUCCUCAACUUCGCCACUAACAGAGAUGACCUCCUGCAGAUCGCCAAGGGCGCCACCAACCACACCUGCGUGGUCCGCACGGCCAGCGCGGGCCUGACGCUGCUCAGCGUGCGGGACGCCGGGCACCUGGGCCUCUCCGACUACGUGCCGCUGCCCGUGCUGCAGGCCAUCUCUCCAGAGCUGCCCGGGGCGGCGGUGGUGGGGGACGUCCUCUGCCUGGCCACCGUCCUCACCGGCCUCGAAGGCGCCUCCGGAACCUGGAGCUCCUCAGCCAGCAGCAUCCUCCACGUCGACCCCAAGACCGGGGUGGCCGUGGCCCGGGACGCGGGGCCCGUGACAGUUUACUACGAGGUCCCUGGGCACCUGAGGACCUUCAAGGAGAUGGUGGUCAGCGCCCCACAGAGGAUCGUGGCCCGCCGUGUCCAGCCGGUCCAGACCAGCUUCCAGGAGGCCACAGCCUCCAAUGUGGCCGUCACUGUGGGAGACGGAAGCUCCAACCUAAGAGGCGAGUGCUCUGCGGCCCAGAGGGAGGCCAUCCGGACGCUGCGCCCCGAGUCCCUCAUCGGCUGCCAUCUGCACUUCAAGCAGGAGGCCUUCAAGCAGGAGGCCUUCGACUUCCCAGCCCGGGACGCGUUCACAGCGGAGCCCGGCUUCGACGCCACGCUGGGCCAGUACCUCUGCUCAGUCACCAUGCGCCAGCUGACGGACAAGCAGCUGCAGCACUUGAACGCCAGGAAGACACCCCUGGUGGUCACGGCCUCGCUGCCCGGCGGCCGGCUCUCUGUGGAGCAGGUGGGGGCCGAGGUGGCCCUCAGCCCCGGGCUGUACGCCGACCAGGCCGAGAUCCUCCUGAGCAACCACUUCACCAGCUCCGAGGUCAAGGUCUUCGGGGCCACGGAGAUCCUGGACAGCCUGGAGGUGAAAUCUGGGUCCCCAGCGGUGCUGGCCUUCGUGAAGGAGAAGUCCCUCGGGCUGCCCAGCUUCGUCACGUACACGGUGGGCGUCUCAGACCCCAUGGCCGGCAGCCAGGGGCCUCUGUCCACUGCGCUGACCUUCUCCAGCCCUGCCUCUCAACAAGCCAUAACCGUCCCAGUCACCGUGGCCUUCGUGACGGACCGCCGUGGGCCUGGUCCUCAUGGUGCGAGCCUCUUCCAGCACUUCCUGGACUCCUACCAGGUCAUGUUCUUCACGCUCUUCACCCUGCUGGCCGGGACGGCCGUCAUGAUCAUAGCCUACCACACGGUCUGCGCGCCCCGAGAGCUCGCCACACCCUCCGUCCUCACACCCCGAGCCAGCCCCAGGCACAGCCCCCACUACUUAGGCGCCUCCACGCCGGCCUCUUCCAACGCACUGCCUCCUGGUCGCAAGGCCAGCCCUCCCUCGGGACUCUGGAGCCCAGCCUACGCCUCCCACUAGCCGGUGCGCCCAGGCCGCCGUUUCCGCCGUCCCCGCAGCCCGGCCUCCCUCGCGCCCCUCCUGCUUCAGCAGAGCCGACCCCUGGCCCGGGCCGCCCUCCUCGCGUGCAGGGGUCCCGGGUCGCUGGUCCGCUGGCCCUUUGCGCACGGCCGCCGGGGAUUCCUGGACCGUGUGCCUCGCGUCCUCUGCUCCUGGCGCCGCUGACAAGUGCUCCGCCUCCCAGCAGCUGGAAGGUCCUGCGCGACAUCACCGUCGCGGUCUCAGGGAAACGGUCUUCUAGUUGCUCUGGGGCGUCGUCGGGGGGCGGGCGACCCUGGCUCCGCCCGCAGCUACGGCCAAGGCACUUUGGGUAGUUUUUUCCCCUGGGAAAACUUUUCUCGUCUGGCUGCUGCUAGGGAAGGUGGGGGUGGACAGAGGGACGUGUGUGUCCCCGGCCACCGCUCCAGAAGCCUCAGGAACUGCACCCAGAGCCCCGCGACCGCUGAGCCCCGAGUGAGCGAGAUGCUGGGAGAACUGAGCACUGAGCUGCGUGGAGCCACUUCCCGCCCUCUCUGGGCCACUGUGACAGAAUCAGCCCUCCUUGUCUCACAAGCUCUAGAAACUUCUGGUUCCUUCUUGGUUUCUGCCCUGCCGGGGCGUCCUAUGACCCCAGCUGCUCUGCCGACGUUCUGGAGCCUGCGGCGUGACUGUGACCUGGCCCCUCCUCUGGUCCCCCUGUAAUACCUCGCAGAUCUGAGCCAGCGCCAGCCAGGCAGGCCUGUCCUCCCGACCCCGCUCUGCCCAGCAGCAUCCUGUGGGCCCUCCAGGCUGCCCAGGGCCUGUCCCCCAGGACAGGACUCCACAGGAAGAGCCCAGAAGGCCCGCUCUGCCCAGCGCCCAGGGCCAGGAAGGCAGCCCUAGGAACCGGGCUGGAGCUUGGUGCACCCUUGUGCCCUGGAGCCAGCCGCGCCUGCACGCCGUGUCUGCAGAGCGUCCAGCCGAGCCUGGCCGUGGGGGCUGGACACAGGACCAACGUGGCGAAGCUGGGGAAGGGCCAUCCGUGCCUUGCCUGAUAGUGACCUCACACUGACGACCUGGAUGUCGGGAGCCUUUCUCCUCGAUGGAUUUAAUAAAGCUCUGUGUUCUUUCUCAA
Messenger RNA from Sciurus carolinensis (gray squirrel), 6935 nucleotides. It is a transcript of the gene Nup210, whose product is annotated as nucleoporin 210. Gene Ontology annotation, cellular component: nuclear pore. The record is from RefSeq and is a predicted model, not a curated record. Lineage: Eukaryota; Metazoa; Chordata; Mammalia; Rodentia; Sciuridae. The transcript is spliced from 40 exons. Bases 140 to 5803 code for a protein of 1887 amino acids.